GGCGGUGACCAUACGGAAAUACUCCACAUUGCUGAUUAUCCUCCUGGAGAGUAUUGCUCCCAGAGCACAAAGCGCUUAUGCUGGGGCGGACUGACAACUCAUGGGGCCCCCGGGCAAUAGGAGAUCAUGGGGCCCCUGUGUCCUUGCCCAAACUCAAAAAAGCCUGUGAAAAAGGUACCAGGGGCAUCUCAUGGGGCCCCCUACUGACCCCGGGCCCUCGGGCAGUGCCCGAGUUUCCAAAUGGUCAGUCCGCCACU
Messenger RNA from Staurois parvus, 257 nucleotides. The record is from the annotation of a GenBank genome assembly. Lineage: Eukaryota; Metazoa; Chordata; Amphibia; Anura; Ranidae.